Molecule: messenger RNA, 5799 nt
Organism: Xiphophorus couchianus (Monterrey platyfish)
Lineage: Eukaryota; Metazoa; Chordata; Actinopteri; Cyprinodontiformes; Poeciliidae
Product: sodium-coupled neutral amino acid transporter 3-like
Exons: 17
Coding region: 427-2013 (528 amino acids)
Biological process (GO): histidine transport; L-glutamine transport; asparagine transport
Cellular component (GO): plasma membrane
Molecular function (GO): L-glutamine transmembrane transporter activity; L-asparagine transmembrane transporter activity; L-histidine transmembrane transporter activity
Source: RefSeq, a predicted model, not a curated record
CGUUCCAAAACGAUUUCAAAGGCGCGUGCCAAGCGCUCCUGCGCGCGCCGCACCGGCUACGCAACAGACACCCAGACACUUUCAGCAUCAUCAGCUGUGCGUGCGGUAGGCGGACCCGGAGCACUCUUCACAUCCCACUUUGGAGAAGAUUACUAGGAUAAUUCACCGAGGAAACACAUGACAGCGAGGCUGUGGAGAGGGAAGGCGCUGGGACGUGUCGCUGGACAGAAGAGGCGAGAAAAGAAGGUCGAGACAGAGCCGAGCUGCGAGCGGAGGCGAAAGCUGCGUGGAGAUAUUUGGAGUUCGAAGAGGGCACCGCUACUUCCCUGAUCCCAGGAGGAAAAUCAAAACUUUGGUUUCAAAGCACUUACAACUGUCAGGCAUUUACACUUUUCGAAGGACAGAAUAUUAUUUACCUGAGGAGACAUGAGUGAGGACAAUCCAGCUGAGACUGUGGAAAAUUCCUCAGCAGAGGUGAACGCUAUUCCAAAUGGGAAAGGCCAUGAACCUGGAGAGGAGAUCACAGCAUCUGCAAAAACACCUUCUGCAGAAGACUGUGAAAAUACUUGUAGAGAAACUGUAGCCAAUAGCACCCAGAAUACUUGUCCUCACAGAACUGAAAACACAGAAGCCAGCCUCCCUGAGAGCCAGGAGUUCUUAUCAGGCGCUGAGGAUAAGAAAACAACUCGCUUCACGGAUUUUGAAGGGAAAACCUCCUUUGGGAUGUCCGUCUUCAACCUGGGCAAUGCAAUCAUGGGAAGUGGAAUUUUAGGACUUGCAUACGCCAUGGCCAACACAGGAGUCGUCCUGUUUCUGUUGCUCCUCACAGUGGUUGCAGUUCUUUCGUCAUAUUCAAUCCAUUUACUGCUAAAGUCAUCUGGUAUUGUAGGUAUUCGUGCGUAUGAGCAGCUCGGCUACAGGGCCUUCGGGACUCCGGGAAAGAUGGCUGCAGGUAUUGCCAUCACGCUCCAGAACAUUGGAGCAAUGUCCAGUUAUCUUUACAUAGUCAAGUAUGAGUUCCCUUUGGUAAUCCAGGCAUUUCUGAAGGUCGACGUGCCUGCAGGUGAAUGGUACCUGAACGGAAACUAUCUGGUCAUUAUCGUCUCUGUGGCAGUGAUAUUACCACUGGCUCUGAUGAAACAGCUAGGAUACCUGGGAUACACCAGUGGAUUUUCACUGAGCUGCAUGGUGUUCUUCCUCGUUUCUGUCAUCUACAAGAAGUUCAACCUCCCUUGUCCGUUUGUGGACUUCGCUCCUAACAGCACUCAGAGCGUGGUGAAUGUCACUGUCAACGACCCCGGUGGGGAGGACAAUCCGGCCUGCAUUCCCAAGAUGGCCAACCUCAAUACACAAACAGCCUACACCAUUCCAAUCCUGGCGUUCGCCUUUGUGUGCCACCCUGAGGUCCUCCCUAUCUACACAGAGCUGCGCAAUCCCACUAAGAAAAAGAUGCAGCAUGUGUCCAAUAUUUCCAUUGCAGUCAUGUACGUCAUGUACUUCCUGGCUGCUCUGUUUGGAUACCUAACUUUCUACGAUGAAGUGGAAGCAGAGCUACUUCACACAUACAGCCGCAUCGACCCUUAUGACACUUUAAUCCUUUGUGUGCGAGUGGCUGUUCUCACUGCUGUCACACUUACAGUACCGAUCGUGCUCUUUCCUGUAAGGAGAGCAAUCCAGCAGAUGAUGUUCCCCAAUAAAACCUUCUACUGGCCUCGUCACAUUGCAAUUGCCAUCACUUUGCUCACGUUCAUCAACCUGCUGGUCAUCUUUGCCCCAAACAUCUUGGGCAUCUUUGGGAUUAUUGGUGCCACGUCCGCCCCCUGUCUCAUCUUCAUUUUCCCUGCUGUCUUCUACAUCCGAAUUGUACCCAAAGAAGAGGAGCCUCUGCGCUCAGUUCCAAAAAUCCUGGCCGCCUGUUUCGCUGGGAUCGGUUUCCUAUUUAUGAUAAUGAGUCUCAGCUUUAUCAUCAUUGACUGGACAUCAGGCAGCAGUAAAGCGAGCACUGGUCAUUAGAAACCUACUGUAUUAUUUUUUUUCAGCUUUUAUAUUGUUUGGAUUUGGAUUUUGUGUUGUAAUGUUACUAUUUUGAUGUCCAAUCACUGAUGUUUGAAGAUGCCCUUCCUUUUUUCUAAGAGAAUAUCUGCUACAGAGAUGAGAGUUUGGGGGUGUGGAGCGUCUCUCUCCUCUCUAAGCUCUCUGGUUCUGGUGGAGAUAAAUUGUACUGUACAUCCUACCAAACAGUAACAGUGGAUCCAGGCCAGUAGAAGUGCUUGGGAAGUUUUAACAGUUAAUUUACUGAAGUGCCAGAUGUGUGAUGAUUGACUGUGACACUGGGAGGCUGAGUUUUGUGAGGACAAAGUGGAAAAGCAAAGAUAAAGUUAGCUCCUGUCCUGAAAGGAUCUUUAAUAUGAAAACUACAAAUUACAUAGAUAUUUUGAUCUGUCUCCUGUUUACCAGCUAAUGUAAAAUGAUUUAUAUAUAUUUUGUAGAAUUUCUGUACUUAGAAUUAAUUAUAUAAUUAUAUUUUUUUCACAGCAGUUGCACUUUAAAAGUGCAAAAGACAAUUAUUGCUACAUUUUGGGCACUACUUUUGCUUAUUACAUGAGAGAACUACAAGCACACUUAUUACCAAGAAUAAAUACGUGGCCAAGUGAUUCAGCUGACAAAGCUAAAAAAUGCGGCCUUUUCCUCAAGGUGUGCCACCUGAACAUUAAACUAACUCUUGCUGCUGCUCUUUAUUUUAUAUCUUGAAGUUUUCAGCUUUCUUUCAAUUCUUCCUGUUGACCAGGGUGUUAAACUAAAAUGUAAAGCACAGUUACAUAUGUCCUAUCAGAUAUAGUCUAAAAAGUGUAUUGUAUUGUUUUACUGGAAAAAAAACUAAGACUGAUUAGCUAGUACUGGAUAACCCAGGAGACACAUUUUGAAUUCUGCCAACAUAGCACAAUAUAUGCCUAAAUUGUGCAGGUAUUCCUUGUUUUCAGUAUUACUUUGUAAGAGGACAGGUAGAAAUGGUACUGAGGACCUCGUCUGUUGGAUUGCUUAGCCCCAAAAAGAUAACCACAGUGCAGAGAAGACUGCUGAUCAGGUUGUAUUAUCAGAUAAACCUGGGGUUGGGCUCUUGGAUGAUUUGAUGAACUGUUUUUAAGUAUUUGCUAGUCGUAAUAUGAGAUAACCAAAACAUACAGCGCCUUGCAAUAUUAUUCAUGCCCCUUGGGCUUCUAAACAUUUUCUCAAGUUGCAGUGUUAAAUAACAUAUUUUUUCAAGAUUUCAUGGGAUAGACCAACACACAGAGCACUUAAGUUUGAAGUGGAAGUAUGAGGAUUCGUGGUUUUCAUAAUUUUGACAACUAAACAUCUUUUUCAUGCAUUCUUAUUCAUGAAUUUGGAGUCAAUACUUUGUAGCAUCUGAUCAAAUGAAUUACAGCUGCAAAUGGUUUGAUGUAUGUCACAGCUAGAUUUAAACAUGUACAUACUGAGAUUGUUGGCCAUUCUUCUAAAAAAAAAAAAGAGCUUAAGUUUUGUCAAACUGAAUGGAAAACAACUAUGAACAGCAAUUGCCUCAGAUUCUCAAUUCAGUGUAGCUCUGGACUUUGGACCAUUUUAGCAAUUGAAUUUGAUCUAAACCACUCUAUCACAGCUCUGGUUGUGUGUAUAGAGUUGUGGUCCUGCUGGAAGGUGAGCUUUAGUAUACAGUAUUUUGUAGCCUCUAAUGGGAUUUCUUCCUUCUUUUCACUCCCCCAUAAAGGCCAGAUUACAAGACUAAUAGUUGUCCUACCUGAGCUGCGCAUCUCUGGAACCCCUCCAGUUACCAUAACCUCUUGGUCCUGGUAUGAACCAAUUUAUUAAAAAAAAUAAACAGCACAAUAACACAUCUUGAUGUGUGUUGCGUGUGUAAAUGAUGGAUUGAACAGAGCUCUGUGAAAUGUUAGAAGAUUGGGACAUUGCUUCAUAACCUAACGCUACUUUAAACUUCUCCACAACUUUCCCCUUGACCUGCCUGCUGUGGUCUUUUGUUGCACAAGAAUCACUUUGGGGGUAUCAGAGUGGCAGGAAUACAAAAGAACAUCAACCUUUUGGGUUUAAAUUUGUAUUUCUUUCUACUUCACAAUUAUUUUCCAUUUCGUGUUGAUUUAUCACAUAAAAUCACCCUGAAAUUCACUGAUAUUUGUUAUUGUUACCUCAAAAAUAAGAAACCUAAGGGGUAUGAAUAUGUUUUUGCAGAGUAUUGCACAAAAGAAACCCCACCAACAACAGGGUCACUAAUCAAAGAGAUUGCUAUCAGUAACUGGAAAUAGGAAAUAUUAGGACAAGCCUUACUGACACUAGUCCGUCACGCACACUAGUGACCAAUCAUGUCUGUCUCAGCUGUAAGUGUGUUUGUUAUUUAGCAGGUGGUUAGCAACGCACUAUUACUUCAAAAAGCACAGCAAUGUAGACCAGUUAAUGAGAUAAAAUGCAAAUAAAUAUAUCUGAAGAUGUGACUUAAGGGUAAGCUACUUUUGUUUAACAACAUUUUUGAUUGUUCUGCCUAAUGUAGUGGAUUAGUAACAUAUGAAUAACCUGCAAUAACCCUAUCAAAGUUAACAUUCCUUAGAGCCUCCAUGAUAAUGAAUAUACUCCUGUUAUGUGCUCCCUGAAUAUGAUGAAUAAUUUAUUGGAUGUAAUGUUGGAGGUUUUUGAGUGUCAUUUAAAAAGAGAAACCAUGAUUCCACUGUAAGUGAACCAUACUACAUUUGUGACGUUUUAACUCCCAUCUACACUAUACUCCGAUCAAAAAGUAUAUAAUCACGUAAGUGUUCCUCGUCCUUCGAUGGGUGAAGUGUUGUUCAAAACGUCAUGUUGGAUGUUUUAUGUGGAUAUUUCGGAUGAAUCCGAGUCAGUAAUGAAAUGCAAAAUGAUUGUUUUUCUCACGUUUGAUUUUUUAAAUUAUAUAGUGAGUGGUUUAUCAUCAUUGGUGGUCACGUCUGUCUUCCUCGCUGCUUCUUGGCAGACACAAACCUACUAACUUAGAAGUCCUCAGUAAGAUGUUGGGCUUGCAUACACUUCAAUAUUGUUUUCUAUGAUAAAAAAAAUCUUACACCAGACUACUAAAAGUGCUGUAUGAAUAUAUUAAUAAUGUCCUGUUUGUCUUUUGUUACACAACAAAUCUCUUUUAAUCCCCUUUUAUUUUUAUUACCUUAUAUAUGUUUCUUUUAUGUGUUUGUUUGUGUGCAGAGGAAUCGUCUGCAUCAGCCAUUGCAGCAUAACUUGGUGUUUGAUGUUCAGCUAAUUUAUGCUUUUAUUUCUCCCUUUCCUUGUUUGAACCUGAUAUUUGGCUGAAGCAAAAGUCGGCCAUUUGAUUUAAUUAAUUAAUAAUAAUAAUAAGGUUGCACAAUGAUAUGUCUUCACAACAUGCACAAACAGACAAACAUGAAUAAAUGACGCAACAAUAAAUGAGGAUACAACAGGAUCUCUGAGGAGACCUUGGUGUUGUUUGGCCUCCUUGAUUGUGCAAUUUCCUAAUAUGCAUUUGAUUGAACAGCAUAACAUUAAUUAAAUAAUGACAUCAGCCAGCAUUUAUAAAUAAUGUAUAUAAAUGUAUACCCUUUAUAUUCUAUAUUCAUAUCUAGUUUAUAUAAUGUAAAUAGCAAUUAAAGAUUUAGUCCGAUUAAAAAAGUAAAUGUAAUCAUUUUCAAAGUGCUUUUAAACCUUAUUGUCCUUCAAUUUAUGUCUAUUUUCUUGUAUCUCUAUAUUUUAAUAUGUUGCUGGCAGUUAUUGUACUGUAAAUGAUGUUGCAAUAAAGAUAAUGGGGUAACAUGA